Olea europaea var. sylvestris is the source of this 421-nucleotide messenger RNA. RefSeq lists its product as uncharacterized. NCBI's taxonomy places the organism in Eukaryota, Viridiplantae, Streptophyta, Magnoliopsida, Lamiales, Oleaceae. The annotation marks the transcript as partial. The record is from RefSeq and is a predicted model, not a curated record. The transcript has a single exon.
AUGGGAGAGAAAGUAUUUAUCAAAGUGGCACCAAUGAAGGAAAUACUACGAUUUGGUAAGAAAGGGAAGCUAAGCCCUAGAUUUAUCGGUCCAUUUGAGAUUCUUGAAAAGAUUGGGAAUGUGGCAUAUCGAUUAGCAUUGCCACCCGAGCUUUCAGCAGUGCACAACGUAUUUCACAUUUUUAUGUGGAGAAAGUACAUUCCAGAUCCUAAUCAUGUGGUGAAUGUUCAAUCACUGGAUGUCCAAAGUGAUAUGACUUAUGAGGAAGCUCCUGCAGUGAUUCUGGAGAGAAAGGACCAUGUCUUGAGAAAUCGAAAAGUCCCACUAGUCAAAGUCCAGUGGAGUAAACAUGGUGAGGAUAAGGCUACUUGGGAACGAGAAGAGGACAUUUUAGCCAAGUACCCCGAUCUCCUUAAAACAA